Messenger RNA from Exophiala spinifera, 1386 nucleotides. RefSeq lists its product as uncharacterized. Lineage: Eukaryota; Fungi; Ascomycota; Eurotiomycetes; Chaetothyriales; Herpotrichiellaceae. The transcript has 4 exons. Gene Ontology annotation, cellular component: mitochondrion. The coding region runs from base 1 to 1386 and encodes 461 amino acids. Gene Ontology annotation, molecular function: metal ion binding. The record is from RefSeq and is a predicted model, not a curated record.
AUGGCUUCUCCGGCUUCGCUAGGCUCCAGGGCCUUGCGAGCUAGCCGUCGUCAGUUUCCCGUCCCCGUUCUGCAACGAAGAGGUCUGGCUGCAGCAGCUUCCGGAAGCUUUGGCUAUGAGACUGGUGAGGCCAACGGAGUCAAAUAUGCGAGCAGAGACUUGCCGGGUCCGACAACGACAUUGACCGUUGUCGCCAAAGCUGGCACUCGAUACCAGCCGCUCCCUGGCCUCACCGAUGCCCUCGAGAAAUUUGCCUUCAAGUCGACUUCGAAACGGUCGGCCCUGCGAAUCACUCGAGAGACGGAACUGCUGGGUGGUGAGACAUCGGCAUACCACUCUCGCGAGAAUCUCGUCCUCCGAACCAAGUUCCUUCGAGACGACUUGCCCUAUUUUACUGAGCUUUUGGGAGAGGUUAUUUCGAAGACGCGAUACACAACUCACGAGCUCGAGGAAGAGGUGUUCCAUGUUAUGAAGCUGGCGCAGAAGGGUCAUCUUGCUAGUCCCUCGUCACUUGCGCUCAACUCAGCCUACGGCGUCGCUUUCCAUCGGGGCCUGGGGGAACCACUGUAUCCUACUUCUUCAACACCCAUCACCAAGUAUCUCGACGCCGAAACCAUCUGGGAGUUCAGCGGUGCUGCGUAUGCCAAGAACAACAUCGCCGUGGUGGCCAACGGUGCCAGUCACUCCGAGCUCGGCAAGUGGGUGAAGGAGUUCUUUGGUGACAUUUCGGAGGGAUCUUCAAAGUUCAAGAUUGAGAGCCAGCCAUCGAAGUACUUUGGAGGUGAAGAAAGAAUUGCCCACAGCUCUGGUAACGCCAUGAUUCUGGGUUUCCCCGGCUCGAGUUCGUUCACCACCGCCUCUUCCUACAAGCCGGAGCUGGCGGUCCUUGCGGCCCUCCUUGGAGGAGAGUCUUCGAUCAAGUGGUCGCCAGGCUUCUCUCUGUUGUCCAAGGCUGCAAAGGACUUGCCAGGCGCCCAGGUCUCGACCCAGCACGAAGCCUGGUCCGACGCUGGCUUGCUCUACGUUACGAUCAGCGGAAACGCCCAGCAAGUUGCCAAGGCAAGCAAAGAGGUGGUGGACGCAAUCAAGAAGGUCGCCUCGGGUGAGAUUGCGGAAGAAGAUAUUAAGAAGGCUACGGCGCUGGCCAAGUUCCGCGCUCUCGAAGCCGGCCAACUGACCCAACCUGGCCUCGAAGCCACCGGCACCGGUUUGAUUUUGAGUGGCAAGCCUUUCCAGAUUGAUGAAAUCGGUGCCGCAAUCGACAAGGUCUCCUCGGACAAGGUCAAAGCUGCUGCAAAGAGUCUCCUGGACUCCAAGGCUUCCGUGUCGGCGGUGGGAGAUUUGUUCGUUCUUCCCUUCGCCUCGGAUAUUGGCUUGACAGUCUAG